Messenger RNA from Rotaria socialis, 3996 nucleotides. The record is from the annotation of a GenBank genome assembly. Lineage: Eukaryota; Metazoa; Rotifera; Eurotatoria; Philodinida; Philodinidae.
AUGUCGUCAAGAAAUUACAAUAAUACACCACCACCACCACCACCACCACCACGAAGAUAUAUACGUCGUCUGGAUGGUGGUGGUGUUUUAGGGGCCAAUCAAUACAAUAAUAAUAAUGGGGCCAAUCAGUAUAAUAACGAUCCAUACUACAAUCAGUACAAUCGGGCCAAUCGAUAUUAUAAUAAUCAAUUCAACAAUGGAGCCAAUCAAUACUAUAAUAAUAGGGCAAAUCAGUAUUAUAAUAGAGGCAAUCCAUAUUACAAUAGGAACAGUCCAUAUUAUCGUCGAAAUAUAUAUUAUAAUCGUAAUUAUCGACCACAACAACGUUAUGCCAAUCCUUAUGACGUUAAUCGUCCACAAGGAAGAUUUAUUCUGUCAACUCGAUCAAAUCAAAUUCGAUCCAGAACUAAUUCAAAUCAACAACGUCGAAGUCGCUCGAAUAGGCCAAAUAGUCGUAAUAAUCGACAAAGAAGUCAAUCAAGACAACAACUACAACAACAACGUCGACGUGGUCCACGACAGCUUCAUUUAAAUGAUUUUAUGCCAGCUGAACUACGUGAACCUUCACCAAAUCUUCCAACAGAAUUCAAUAUAGCAGCAACAACGGCAACAACAGUUCCACCAGAUGCAUUACCACAACGUGAAAUAUUUGCUAGAAGAAAUACAACACAACCUUUUGUAGUUGAUCAAAAUGGACAAGAUAAUCAACAGCCACAGCCACCGCCACAGCCGAGCCGACAACGGCAACGACAACAAAAUCAACGACGACAACGUCCAACAGUAUCUUCUUAUAGACGUCGACAAAAUAGUCGUAAUAAUCGAUUUGCUGAAUUAGCUGAUGAAAAUGAUAAUAAUAAAAAUGAUAAUGAUCCUAUUGAAAUAGAAGUCGAUAAUGAACCAAUGCCAUUUAAUAGAAAUAUGAAAAAUAUGAAAAAUAAUAAUAAUAAUAAAAAAGAUAAAAAUACAAAAAAGACACGACUCUAUCUUGAACCAAAUCGAAUAUUAACAUGGCUUGAAAAACAUUCACCAAUGUCAAAAAAAGCUAUAAGUGGCCGUGGUAAUCAAGCAUAUGCAUUAGCAUCAGCUCCCAUAUAUGAUGAAUGGGUUCGAAAUAAUUAUGAAGUACAAGUCUGGCAAUCAUAUUUAAAAUUGGCAACUGAAAAGAAGCAUUGGGCUAAAGAAGUCAUUCAACGAACAAAAAGACGUGACAAUGUAAUCAAUACUCGAUUUAUUCAUAAGAAAAUCAAUCGAUUAAAUACGAAUAUUUCUGAAGCAAAUGCUACAAUAUCAGAUUUACAAACUGAAUUAUCCACAUAUUGGAUGCACACAACAUCUGAAGUAGCCACUCAAAGAUUAGCUAGACAAAUAACUGAUCUAGUAGUUAGAAGAUUAUCUACUAAUCAAACACGUCAAACAACAGUAGCAACAGAUACAGAAGAUGAUGCACCUGCUCCAACAGCUCCAACAAUAGCAACAGCAACAACUACUGCUAUUAAAAAUCAUAUUCGAGAACCAGUUGAUCGUAUCGAAAAAUAUAUAUUGGACUAUAUCCAUUUUUGUACACAACAUGUUAAAAAGAUGGCUCAAACUCGUAUUCAAUUAGCAAAAGCACAAAUGGAUGAAUUUAAAGCUUUAGAAGAUUUCGAGCAAAUAGCCACUCCAGCUCAAUGGAAUAUUCAUUUAAUAUUAAAACCAAAAAUAAAAUUAUGGUCAACAAAAAACAAAAAUUAUAAAAUAUUAACAAAGCGUGUCGAAUUAGAAUUACUUCCAAAAAUAAUUGAUAAAGUAGAUUUUUCAUUUCGAGUGGAUGAGUCCAUCAUAAAUCAAGAUGAAGCUCAAGCAACAUAUGAUCAAAUGCGUCAAAUUACGAAAGAAUUCCGUACUCAAGCAAUGAAAUUAUAUGUUCAGUCAGCUGCUCGAGAAAAUGAAAUCUUAUUAAAUGAAAUCCAAGGAAUUAUUGAAAAAUUUCCUAAAAAAGAAAACGAAAACGACAAAGAUAAAGAUGAUGAUGGCACUAAUGCUGAAGAAGGUUAUGCAGCCUUCGAAGAAUAUCAAAAACUACGUGAACAAAGAUUAAAAUUAGAAAUCGAACAAUCACUUUAUUUUUUAGCCGAACAGCGAGUCGAGGACAACAACAACAAUCAAGAAGAAGAAGAAAUAAUUGCCCCGACUCUGCAAGAACAUCAAUUAUUAAAAUUAGGUCCGAAAUUUAUUUUUAAUGAUCCAAAAACAGCAUCUCGACGACGGACAACUGAAUUGGCAACUUUAAAACGAAAAAUAGAAACUCGAUUCUUCGAAAAGAAAGUAAACCCCGGACGUCCAGUCGAACAAUUUAUUGCUGAAUUAGAUGUCUUACUCCAAAAUCUACAUAAUAUUCCUAAUACUAAGAAACGAAUACAACUUAAUAUAACUCAAACAAAUAAUUCAUUUGACACUUUGUCCUCAAUUAUCCAAUCAAGUCAAUCUCAAACUAUUAUUCGUCCAAAACUUAAACGAAAUUAUGGUCGAACCGUUAAGAGAUUGAAAUACAAGAUCCAUUUGGCUAAUACCAUUCUCAGAAAGACUGAUAAGUCUAAAGUAUUUCAUUUAGGUAAAGUUGAACAUUAUCAGAAAAAAUCAGAAGAAUAUAUGGAAAAAACCAAAGCAUAUCAAUGUCUUGGUAUUAUUGAUCCACUUCCAGAUUUAAUUCAACGAACAAAUAAAUACUUAUUAGAUUUAAGACUGGCUAAAUGGAUUACUCAAAAACAAUAUGAGCAAUUGAGCAUCAAACCAAAUGAAGCUGAACUAGCUCAUUUAUACUAUCUACCAAAAGCUCAUAAACCUGGUACUCCUCUUCGUCCAAUUAUAUCUGGUUUAAAACAUCCUACAAUCAAAAUAUCAAAAUAUCUUGAUAAUCUACUGAGACCAUUAUUCGACCAGAUGGCUUUAAAUACUACUGUUACUUCUGGUUUUGAACUUAUCAAAAAAUUACAAGAAUGGUCAACAGUUAAUAUGCGUCAAGAUACAACAUUUUGUACAAUUGAUGUCACAGACCUAUAUACUAUGGUACCACAAAUUGAAGGAGUAUUAUCAUUAAGAAAAAUGCUAAAUAAACUCAAAUUAAAACAAGUCGGUGGUCUAAAAAUUGAAACAAUAAUUAGAUUAAGUCGAUUUGUUAUGAAAAAUAAUUAUUUCUCUUACAAUGGUCAAUUUUAUCAUCAAGUAAGAGGAGGAGCUAUGGGUUCUCCUCUUACUCUAACUAUUUCCAACUGCUACAUGUACUUCUUUGAAAGACAGAUAAUUAAUCAAAUUAGAAAUAGUGGUGGACUUUAUUUUCGUUAUAUUGAUGAUAUAUUUAUUUCUGUUAAUUGGCCUAUUCGACAUCUACUUAAAGAAGUAGAUAGAUGGAAUCAAUUUGAUCCAAAUAUUCAAUUAUCUGCUAAUAUAGGUUCUUCAAUCAAUUUUCUCGAUUUGCAUAUCGAAAAUCAAGAUGGACAAUUAUAUACUACAGUCUAUCAAAAACCAUCUUAUGAACCAUACUAUUUGCCGUUCAAUAGCGUUCACCCAUUGCACAUGAAGAAAAAUAUUAUAUUUACUAUGUUACUUCGUGCAAUUAGAUAUUGUUCUACAUUUCAAACUUAUUUAAAUGAUCGCGAGAAAUUACGAAUGGCUUUACUAUUAAAUAAAUAUCCAAAUGCAUUUAUUGAUGAACAAUUUAAUAAUAUGUUACUAAAGUUCGGCAUUGAUCAACCGUUGAAUUUUACAAAUUAUAAAAGUUAUCGUCAAAAUAUUAUCGAUUCUCCUAUAAAAGGAAAAGUACCGAUAAAUUAUGAAAAGACAAUGUUCAUACAUUUUACAUAUUGUUCAAGUAUGAAGACAUUCCCAUUCAAAUUCCAUAUCCUCUGGAAUAAGUACUUUGAAGAAUCUCCCAUUAAUGAACUUCUACCUGUUCUUGGUACGCGUAACGUUCAAAAUUUACAAAGACGAUUAACACAUACAAGAUCAGGAAAAUAUUGA